ACUAGUUAAAGUCACAAGGAAAGAUUUUUAUUGGCUACUGCUGCCGUAGGAAAGCCUACAUUAUGAACUGGGUUCUAGUUUCAUUAAAAAAAAAAACCAAAAUAAAAAAAAAAGAAUAGGGAUCUUGAAGGCCGGGGAAUGGUGCUGAAGGAUCUAAGGUGUUCGUGUGUGUGUGUGUGUGUGUAGAAACAAACGUGUUUCUUAUGACAGGAGCAGUGGAGCAAGCUGAAAACAACCAUCUCUGGAAGGGGCUGGAGCCCAAGGUGAUUUAUCUUCCUGAGUGCUCGCUCACACCUCAACGACAUGUCUACCACAUCUCCAGGAAACUGUGGGGUGGUAGGCUUAUGCCCCAAAGUGCAGAGAAAGAAAAUAUAAUCUUUACUUUGCUCCAGGGAUCUGCCUAUCUGUCACCAGGUUUGGGCAGGGGUGGGGAGGAAAUUUCCCAUACUUUUAGUUUUUCUAAGCGGGCAUUUUAAGGGGUGUAGUAUAGUCACGAAGGCAACGCCCUGAAGUGUUACUGUGCAGUCCUUUUUUCUUGCUGUCCCAUCCCAAGAGUGCUGUGGAUUUCAGGAUACUGUUAGUAUUUGAUUGGCCUGGCUUUAAGAGCCAACGCCAUACGGUGUGUUUUGCAAGGCCCAAAGUUGAUGAUAGGCUUAGAAUAUGUCUCAUCAACAAUUAAACGAAUGAAACCUGGAGUGCAAGCCGCGAUGCACGCCUGGCUUUACCACUUUCAAUCUGGCUAACUUUAGUCCUUCGUUCGUUAUUAUCCAGACCGCGUGCCACUUUCACAGCUUGUCUGUAAGUUUUGGCUUUGGGGUUCGAAAGUGGGAAACCGAGGCCGGCUUUCCUUUUGGACAAGAGGUUUAUCAGAGUCACCAACACCACGGACAGCACCGUGAAGGGGGCUCUGGGGAGCCCAGGCUGCGUUCCAGGGUUGGGGGAUUCCCUCCUUAAGGGUUAGGGGUCACGUGACUGGCCUGAUCACGUGACCGGCGGGACGCCCACAUUUUGUUGUUCACAGGCGGUCUCUGAAUCCGGUAUGCGGGCAAGUUUCGAAAAGCAAGUUACUUGGCUUCUGGAAACCAAACCAAGGUGUUUCAAGACUCGUCACUGACUCAUCCUACGUCUUCUCAAACCUCGCAUGGCUCACGUGACUCCUCCGUACGGCCCUCCUCUCCUGGAAGCACGUGGUCGCCCCUGACCCUCCUUCCGCUCAGCCUCAGGGUUCUGGGUCUCCGCGUCCUGCCGCGCCGCGGCACUCCAGUUCGCCUGCGCAGACGGAGAGGCCUGGCACACAGGUUAGUUUGCGGCGUGGCCGUAAAGCGCGGUCGCGCGUCGGGUACGUCGUGGGGCUGCUGGCGCCGCCGGCCAGCGGCGCUGGGGGAGCGCGGCCGGGUCCUAGUGCCCGCUGGCUGCAGGUUCGGGGCUCAAGGCGGGGCUCCGGGCGAGGCCGGCCACCUCCGAACCCUCGCGGGCCGCGCGCCAGGCGCCAGGCGCCGAUGGCCGGCCGCUCCCUGGGGCAGGCGGUAGCCACCGUGUCGCUCUCGGUGGCCCUCGCGUCAGUGACUGUCCGGUCCUCAGCCUGCCGCGCCGUCCCCGCACCCAGAAACACAUUUCCAACCUGUGGGUUCCACCUUAACGCCAACAUCAUGUCUGGUUCUAAUGGUGCCAAAGAGAAUUCCCACAACAAGGCCCGGACUUCUCCUUACCCAGGUUCAAAAGUCGAGCGAAGUCAGGUUCCGAAUGAGAAGGUGGGCUGGCUCGUUGAGUGGCAGGACUACAACCCAGUGGAGUACACCGCGGUCUCUGUCCUGGCUGGACCCCAGUGGGCGGACCCUCAGAUCAGGUGGAAAAGGGACGAGAGCGGGAAUAAGAUCACACACCCUGUCUCUGGGAAAUGCAUCUUGCAGUUCGUUGCCAUCAAGAGGAAAGACUGUGGAGAGUGGGCAAUCCCGGGGGGGAUGGUGGACCCCGGAGAGAAGAUCAGUGCCACCCUGAAAAGGGAGUUUGGUGAAGAAGCCCUGAACUCGUUACAGAAGUCCAGUGCCGAGAAGAGAGAGAUCGAGGAGAAACUGCACGCGCUCUUCAGCCAAGAGCAUCUCGUGAUAUAUAAGGGGUAUGUUGACGACCCUCGGAACACUGACAAUGCGUGGAUGGAGACGGAAGCCGUGAACUACCAUGAUGAAACAGGGGAGACCAUGGACAACCUCACCCUGGAGGCCGGAGAUGACGCAGGGAAGGUGAAGUGGGUGGACAUCAGCGACCAGCUCAAGUUGUACGCCAGUCACUCUCAGUUCAUCAAACUCGUGGCAGAGAAACGAGAUGCCCACUGGAGCGAGGACCACGCCGCUGACAGCCGUGGGCUAUAGCCUGUCCCCGUGAGCCAGCCGCUGCAGGCUGUACUGCAGACAGAAGGGCCACAGAACUGACACCCCACAGAGGCCACCUGGAAAUGCUUGCAACAGGGUGAAAUGCCUGGAUACGAUGAAGAACCCUGAAUGUACAGCUUUCUUCUCAAAGGGAUUAGAGACUGUCAUUUUGUAUAGAUUUAAGCAUGUCCGAACAAAAUUUAAAUAACUAAUGUUCUUUGAAAAAUUGUAGUUGCAAUAAAUAUAAAACCCAA
Mus musculus (house mouse) is the source of this 2623-nucleotide messenger RNA. It is a transcript of the gene Nudt9, whose product is annotated as nudix hydrolase 9. Gene Ontology annotation, cellular component: mitochondrion; cytoplasm; cytosol. The transcript has 6 exons. Gene Ontology annotation, molecular function: ADP-ribose diphosphatase activity. The record is from RefSeq and is a predicted model, not a curated record. The coding region runs from base 1500 to 2369 and encodes 289 amino acids. NCBI's taxonomy places the organism in Eukaryota, Metazoa, Chordata, Mammalia, Rodentia, Muridae.